AUGUCGUGGAAGAGGUCGACGGACAUGCGUGACUACUGGAACCUGCCCCCCCGCCGCCUGAGUCCCCCUCCCACCCCCCCGCCGACUCCCCACCAGGGCCAACGGCAGCGAAGCUCCUACAUCCCCGUCCCCAGUCUGAAGAAGAAGGAGAGCACGGCCAGCGCCAUGUCGGAUCACCUCUACUACGCCCACACGGUCCGUCCCCUCUAUUCCUUCCAUCACAGUCACAGUCCGAGCCCGGAAUUCCCGACUCCCCCGGACACGCCCGACGACCCUCUCGUCAAGACGACGUUCAGGUCUUCUCGAUUCCGACCGCCUUCUCGACCCAGUCCGGUGGGAUCUCGUCCGGGAUCCGCCUGGUCCGCGAAUCAGAUCCAACCCGUGGACCCCAGGAAAGUCCGAUUCGUGACCCCUCGACCCCGGCCGAUCCGAGUGCAGGGAACUCGACUCGGACAGGAUUUCGCAGCGAGUCACGCGAACGGCGCGACGACGCGGGAAGUGACGGUGGAGCCGGCGGUCCAAGGUGUUCGCGCCCUGAGGGCGAGUCUGAGUCGAUCGGCCGGGACGCAGAUCAACGAGGAGGAUCUCGACACGGAGAUCCAGACUUUCCGUUUGAAUCUGUUUCACGAGGACGACGGGGACGGGAAUCGGGCCGUCCCCGUGCUCGGAAACGCCAAGAAGGGAAAGGCCGUGUACGUGAACGAGAGCGACGGGAGCUGGAAUUUCCACGACGAACUUCAGAAGGCGUUGGAAGCGGUGAGACGCGGAGACCUGACGGAACUGGACCGUCCCUGCCCCACCUGUGCCAUGGGCGUCUACGGGUCGAGAGCGGAAUUCCGCCACUGCCGCGACCGGAGCGUGCAGACCCACGAGGCCUCCUUCUACCUCCGAACGUUCCCGGACGGAAGAGGUUGCUGCAGGUGGAUGGACGAGAUGCUGGAGUCGCCGGUGAGCGAGGCCAGGCCUUGGCUCGCGAGGACGUGCCUCGGCGUCGUGCUCUCCGGCCUCGCUCUGUGCGUGUUCGCGGUCGCCUGGUCCGUCGUCGGAGGCCUCGCGUUGCUAUCCCUGGAAGGGGUCGGGUGGGAGGAGCGGCGGAGGGCGUUCCUCGACGCCCAGUCGGGUCUCGUCUACGACCUGGCCACGGAAUUGCGACAGGUCACGCCUCACGAGGACGUGUGGAAGGAGAAGAUCCAGGAGUACGUCGGGAAACACGAGGAACUCGUCGUCUUUCAUCGUCCUUCCGAGGGGACGAUGAGGUUCGGGCUCGGGGGAGCCUGGCUUCAGGCCCUGUCCAUCAUGUCCACCUCUGGUUUAGGUUCAUGGCCGAAAUCUCAUUGGAGCAAGGUGUUCCUCAUCCCAUUCGCCCUCGUCGGGAUCCCUGUUUAUUUCCUGAUCGUCGUGAACCUCGGCUCUUCCCUCGGAUACAGCAUGGCCAAAUUGUAUCGAAGAAUCUAUGGAGCUUGGUCCAUCUACAAAGAGGGUCAGGGAGAAGUGCAGAGUGUGAAGUCUAAUGGGAUUCUUCCAUCCGAUAAGGUGUUCCAUGUCCGCCUCGAAGAAGAUCGGGGAGAUCAAUCCCAUCGAAGCAAAGACGAGGAUCAUCACGUCGAGAAGAGAAGCGGUGAUGGGUUUCCGACCCCUCAGGUUCCUCUGCUUCUCAUCCUCUUCGUUCUGUUCACCUAUUACCUCUUGGGUGUGGGUGCCUUCACAGUCUGGAUGGAGAUCGAAGAUGCCUUCUUCUUUCCCUUCCUCCUCCUAUCCACAAACGUCUCUUCGUACCUUCAUCGUGCUUUUUGGCAGGAAUGUUUCAGCUGUGCCUACACGCUCCUCGGCCUUGUUCUUCUCUACGCUUGCUUCCUUCUCCUUCGUUCUAGACUUUUCUCCUUCAUCCGCCGUGCUAGCAAACCCGUCCGUGCCCUCGUCCUUGCCAAAUGGCAAUGA
Darwinula stevensoni is the source of this 1938-nucleotide messenger RNA. The record is from the annotation of a GenBank genome assembly. Lineage: Eukaryota; Metazoa; Arthropoda; Ostracoda; Podocopida; Darwinulidae.